AUUUUGAUUCAUAAAACAAGUUAUGCAUGAAUUCAACACAUCCACGAAUCUCUCGUCAUAACAUAGAAAUUAAGAAGCCAAAAAUCAGGUUCCAAAGGUUUAACAAGUCCGAAGAAAAGAAUCACCGAGAAUUCCCCAUCGUAAUGAUGACCAAAUUCUGCGUAUUGACUCACUCGUUAAACAACAAAUCUUUUUUAAAAACCGGAAUAAAUACAUUUGUGAGAACAACUGUGUCUUUAAAGUAUAAAUAAACACAACGCUUAGUAGUUUGCUGAUGUGCUAAGUAGAAUGUUGCUUUAGUGCUAAGUAUUCAUUGUUAUUGAUCGAAUCUCGAGUUGAAUUUUGGUUUAAAUUUAAAGUUAUUUUAAAGUUUUGUGAUCACUUAAAGUUUGCAUCUAGUGCCAAAUCCAUCUUAUGAUUAAACUUUCAAUAAAUGCACAAAAAAUGUCACUUAAAUCCUCAAUAUUAGCUUCAAUUUCUCUAAUCAUCCUCACAUCAAUCACAAUUAGCAAUGCAGGAAGUGUUUCAUACUUAAAUGGACUAGAAGAAGAUGACAUAUGUGAAUUAAGCACUGGAUCUUUAGGAGAAUGCCGCAAAAUUUCAGAUUGCAUUGAUGAGUUUGAGAAUUUCCGAAGUAGAAGAUUAAAUAUAUUGACAAUAUGUAAAUAUGAGAAGAAGCACUACGACACGUUAAUUUGUUGUCCGGAGCAAUAUCAAAACAGAGUGUCAAUUACCACCUCAAAUAUUACUGAAAGAAAUAAGAAUGGAGAUAUUUUUGACUAUGAAACUUGUCAACUUAAAUUGCUAAAAUAUCGAGAAAAUUCAAUCAAUCCAGAAUAUUAUGCAAAUGCUGUACGUCGUGGAAUCAUUCCAAAUAAUGUUGAGAAUUGUAAUAAAUUAGAUAAACUCUAUAAAACUGCUCAAUCACAAGAUUUUGCAGUGAGCAAUAACAAAUUUCAGUGUCCGAAAGAUUUCUUGAUUCCUCCUUAUAAUCGAGAUGUGUACGAACCAACUAUUAUCAAAGGUGAUCGACCAAAUAUGGUAGCUAUUGGAUGGACACAAAAGGAUAAGUCGUUGAUUUACAGAUGUGCUGGAUCUAUUGUCACUGAAAAGUUCAUUGUUACAGCUGCACAUUGUAGAUAUUUUGAUAGAAUUCAAGCUGAUUCCGUUCGUGUUGGAGAUCGUUAUCUUGUCACUCAACUCGAUGAUGAGAAUGCACAAGUUCUUCAAAUUGAAAACUUUGUUUCACAUCCAAAUUAUGACUCACGUUACCUUUACAAUGACAUUGGAUUGAUCAAAACUUUUGGAGAAAUUGUGUUUAGUCGGUGGGUGACUCCAGCUUGCAUAGCUGAUUUGGAUCAAAGUAAAGAAUCGGGAAGCUUUUAUUCUUGGACUGUUGCUGGAUAUGGACAAACAGAAGAUAAAGUUCCUUCAAAUACUUUAUUGGAAGUGAUAGUCAAUAAGCUUCCAAAAGAGGAUUGUGACAGCUUCUAUGCUUCUAGUCCAUAUUUGCCUAAUGGCAUUCAUGAAAGUCAAAUUUGUGUUAAAAGUCUUGCUAGCAACUUUGAAAAAGAGACAUUUUAUCCAAAUACUUGCUAUGGCGACUCCGGAAGUCCACUACAAUACAGAGAUAUUUAUGAGACAUUCCCAGAUAAUUUCAACAAAACUUUGAUUUCUGAUAUCUAUAAGCUGUAUACCUUGUUAGGUGUAGUAUCUCUUGGAAAUGGAGAAUGCAGCUUCAACCGUCCAUCAAUUUAUACAAAUGUUUAUUAUUAUCGUGAUUGGAUAAGAAAAGUUAUGAAUAAAAAUUAAAUGA
Molecule: messenger RNA, 1816 nt
Organism: Chironomus riparius
Lineage: Eukaryota; Metazoa; Arthropoda; Insecta; Diptera; Chironomidae
Source: the annotation of a GenBank genome assembly